AUGGAGUUGCUUGAAAGAACUUAUCUUGUGAAUGAUAAAGCCACCAAGAUGUAUGCCUUCGCGCUAGACAGUGUGGAACUCCAGCAGAAACCCCUGAAUAAACAUCAAUGUCCUGGAGAGAAGCCGGAGGAGCUGGAGUCAAGAGCCAUCUAUCACUGCCACAGCAACUCCAGGGCCACAGAGAAGAGGGCAGAUGAGCAAGUCUAUGCCAAGUGGAAACUCUGCGUUGCUUCGGGAAUAUGCUUCAUUUUCAUGAUUACAGAGGUCGUGGGUGGGCACAUUGCUGGGAGUCUGGCUGUCAUCACAGAUGCUGCCCACCUCUUAAUUGACCUGACCAGUUUCCUGCUCAGCCUCUUCUCCUUGUGGUUGUCAUCGAAGCCCCCCUCCAAGCGGCUAACAUUUGGAUGGCACCGAGCAGAGAUCCUUGGUGCCCUGCUGUCCAUCCUAUGCGUCUGGGUGGUGACUGGUGUGUUGGUGUAUCUGGCAUGCGAGCGCCUGCUGUACCCUGAUUACCAGAUCCAGGCGACCGUGAUGAUCAUCGUGUCAGGCUGUGCAGUGGCAGCCAACAUUAUGCUAAGUGUGAUUUUGCACCAGAGACGUUCUGGCGACAAUCACAAGGAUGUGCAAGCUAAUGCCAGUGUCAGAGCAGCUUUUGUGCAUGCCCUCGGAGACCUGUUUCAGAGCAUCAGUGUGCUAACCAGUGCAAUUAUUAUCUACUUUAAGCCAGACUAUAAAAUGGCCGACCCAAUCUGCACAUUUGUCUUUUCCAUCCUGGUUUUGGCCAGCACCAUCACUAUCGUAAAGGACUUCUCCAUCUUACUCAUGGAAGGUGUGCCGAAGAACGUGAAUUAUAACAGUGUGAAAGAGCUCAUCUUAGCGGUGGAUGGGGUGGUGUCUGUGCACAGCUUGCACAUCUGGUCUCUGACAAUGAACCAAGUGAUUCUCUCGGCUCAUGUUGCUGCAGCAGCCAGCCGGGACAGCCAGGUCAUUCGGAGAGAGAUUGCUAAAGUCCUCAGCAAUAGCUUUAUUGUGCACUCACUCACCAUUCAGAUGGAAUCUCCAGCUGACCAGGACCCCGACUGCCUUUUCUGUGAAGACCCCCGGGAUUAG
Messenger RNA from Diceros bicornis minor, 1110 nucleotides. RefSeq names its product solute carrier family 30 member 8 (gene SLC30A8). Gene Ontology annotation, molecular function: zinc ion transmembrane transporter activity. The transcript has 8 exons. The record is from RefSeq and is a predicted model, not a curated record. Gene Ontology annotation, cellular component: plasma membrane. NCBI's taxonomy places the organism in Eukaryota, Metazoa, Chordata, Mammalia, Perissodactyla, Rhinocerotidae. Gene Ontology annotation, biological process: zinc ion transmembrane transport; response to zinc ion; insulin secretion. The coding region runs from base 1 to 1110 and encodes 369 amino acids.